Messenger RNA from Micropterus salmoides (largemouth bass), 2707 nucleotides. RefSeq names its product nucleobindin-2-like. Gene Ontology annotation, molecular function: calcium ion binding. Lineage: Eukaryota; Metazoa; Chordata; Actinopteri; Centrarchiformes; Centrarchidae. Gene Ontology annotation, cellular component: endoplasmic reticulum-Golgi intermediate compartment; extracellular exosome. Bases 135 to 1475 code for a protein of 446 amino acids. The record is from RefSeq and is a predicted model, not a curated record. The transcript has 13 exons.
UUUUUUUUUUUUUUUGCUGUAGGUUGUGGCCAGUUUAUAGAUGACAGCCGUAAACAAGCUGCAGGGAAGCUCGAGUAGUGUGGUGAGAGCUAAAACGGUUCAGCGCGGAGCUCAAAGUGAGUGUCAGUAUACAAAUGGUGAGGGGUAGAGCUGUGGCCCAUUGUGGGCUGGUUCUGCUAAGUUUGUGGCUGUGUAUCCAGUCAGUGCCUAUUAGUGUGGACAAGACCAAAGAAAAGCCUAAAAAGGAGGAAUUGGAGCCACCACAGAGUGCUGAAACUGGGCUGCACUACGACCGCUACCUCAGGGAAGUCAUUGAGUUCCUCGAGAAAGACCCCCACUUUAAAGAAAAGCUUAAAAAUGCCAACAUGGAUGACAUCAAGCAAGGCAAACUUUCCAAAGAGCUGGACUUUGUCCACCACAAUUUUCGGACUAAGCUGGACGAGCUGAAGAGGGAGGAGAUGAACAGGUUGCGGAUGCUCAUCAAAGCCAAACAUGACAUUGAGGGUGGGAAUGGCCGGACAGUGGACCACCAGGCCCUGCUGAAACAAUUUGAGCACCUCAACCACAUGAACCCAGACACUUUCGAGGUGGAGGACCUGGACCGCCUCAUCAAAUCGGCGACCACAGACCUGGAGAACUUUGACAAGGACCGCCACGAUGAGUUCAAGAAGUAUGAGAUGUUGAAGGAGCAUGAGAGGAGGGAACGUCUGAAGGCUAUGAAUGAGGAGGACCGCAAGAAGGAGGAGGAGCUCUAUGAGGAGAUGAAAAAGAAACAUAACAACCAUCCAAAAGUUAACCACCCUGGCAGUGAAGACCAGCUGAAGGAGGUGUGGCAUGAGGCAGACGGUUUGGACCCAGAAGACUUUGAUCCCAAGACCUUCUUCAAAAUGCACGACAGCAAUGGAGAUGGAUUCUUUGAUGAGAGCGAGCUUGAAGCUCUCUUCACUAAAGAGCUGGAGAAGGUGUACAAUCCCGAAAAUGAAGAAGACGACAUGGUUGAGAUGGAGGAAGAGAGACUGCGAAUGAGGGAGCACGUUAUGAAAGAGGUGGACACCAAUAAAGACAGACUUGUGUCACUAAGCGAGUUCAUGGCAGCCACGACGAAGGAGGAGUUCUUGGAAAAAGAUGAGUGGGAGACUUUGAAUCAAAACCCCCUAUACACCGAGGAAGAGCUGAGGGAGUAUGAACAGCAACUGGCCAACGAGGGGGAUGACAUCAAUAGGAAAUCGGCCGAGCUGCAGAAACAGAGAGAGGAUCUCGAAAGGAAAGAGCAAGAACUUAAUGCUCAGAAGUUGGGGCUACAGCAGGCAGUAGAUGAAAUGGAAAGGUUAAAAGCCCAAAGCUCAAAGGCUGAGGUCAUCAAGCCCGGAGCUCCUGUAACUGAAGGUGAACCUGCACCAAUUGUACCAGGAAACAGUAAACCACUGCCCCCUGGUCACCAGCAGCAAGAUGUACCAGUGCCAAGACACUCUUAGCAGGCCUCAGUACUCUGUGUGGGCUGUAUGUGUGCCAGUGAGCGUGCGUGUGUGUGUUUGCCUUGUAAUGAUUCCAAUUUACCAUUUUUGUUUAGGAUUUUCCAAAAAAAAAUGCCUAAAUGUUAAGAGCACAUAAGAUAUAAGAACUCAGAUUUAGUGCCAGUGCCCAUAAUGCCCGAUUUCGCUGCAUAAAUCAGACUUGAAAUGUGGAGCGGGUCCAGAUUCCUUUGUGGACAAUCGACUCUUUUGUUUAGUUUUUUUGUUUUGAUCUUCACAAGGACUCUGUUACUCUCUGCUCUCCAGGGGAAGUGCUAAUGGGGUGACAUUGGGGGGGGGGGGGCUUUUAGGCCUGGUAAGUGAAUGUUUUGUUUAGCACACUGUAGUUAAUUCUCAGUGGUACUGUCUCUUAGAGACAAAUACUAAUUAUUUAUUUAUUCCAUUAAAGAAAGCUGAUUAUUUCAGAAAACAUAUAUGCUGCCUAAUGAAAGAAAAUGUCCUAUUUACAUUUUUAAUGUAGUGAAAGGAUUAAUUAAUUCAGCACAUCCAUAAAAUAUUUCUCUUUUUAUUUAACAUUUAUUUCACCAUUUUCCUUUUGAAAUAUGUUUUCAUUUUAAAAUGUGACACUGUGUAUGUGUUGGUGUAGAAAGUAUGCUAUCAAUAUUUAAAAAAACACUUGAUUUUGUCCUCAAUCUCUUAACUGUUUUAUAUAACUUAAGAGGACCCCAGACAGCAACAAUUCUCAAAGGUCUUUUUAGACCCUUUGCAGAAACAGACCAAAUGACUGAAGAACAUAUUUGUUUACAGAUAGUUACAUUAAAUAUUGAAAUCUUAUAAUUUAAUUGUGCUGGUUCAGAGUGAUGAUUGUAUACAUUCUAAAAUAGUUGUAUGUGUUUGCGUGUCUGCAUUUGUGUCAGUUCUCAUGAUAGAUUACUUAAAAAAAAAAUUUAAAAAGCUGGUUGAAUUUGACCUUGUCUCUGUCAUAGGAGUUGGGAAAGCGUGAAUUAAACAAGUAAACAGUCACAAGGUCAAAAACUGACUUCAGAACUGUCUUCAUUAAGGAUUAAUACAACAGAUAAGAGAUAGACACAGAAAAGGACACAUAGUUUAUGUUUAAUUGAGGAAUCAAGAUACAAUACUUUUUUCAUUCCUUUCAAAGAGCAGUUAAAUCUGUCCAACAUCCUGAAUUUGUUGUACAAGGUUUGAAUGCAGUCAAUAAAGUGGAUGAGCUUGCA